Drosophila grimshawi is the source of this 1332-nucleotide messenger RNA. It is a transcript of the gene Ldsdh1, whose product is annotated as 17-beta-hydroxysteroid dehydrogenase 13. The record is from RefSeq and is a predicted model, not a curated record. Gene Ontology annotation, cellular component: lipid droplet. NCBI's taxonomy places the organism in Eukaryota, Metazoa, Arthropoda, Insecta, Diptera, Drosophilidae. The transcript is spliced from 4 exons. Bases 113 to 1090 code for a protein of 325 amino acids. Gene Ontology annotation, molecular function: oxidoreductase activity, acting on the CH-OH group of donors, NAD or NADP as acceptor.
CAGUUUGAAUUCGUUAACAGGCGCUAACGGUUUAAGUUCCCAAAGUUCGCUGACACAAGCUGCCAGAAGAUUAAGGCAAAACCUAGGGCACUAACAGAUCCUUGGAAUAAAUAUGUCAAGAACAACCGUAAGCAACAACAGUCGCGAUGGCUCAGCCGGAAGCGGUGGCCAGAACAAUGAUAUCUACAACUAUGUGGUGCUCAUCGUUGAUAUUGUGGUGCUGGUGAUCAAGUUCUGGGUGUCAAUUGUCGAGGAGUUUGUCAAGCUGUUCGUUGCACGGGCGGAGGCAAAUGUAAGUGGUCAGUUUGUGCUGAUCACUGGUGCCGGACAUGGCAUGGGCAAGGAGAUGGCCCUCCAAUAUGCAUCACUUGGCGCCAAGGUCAUCUGUUGGGAUGUCAACGAGCAGACAAACACACAGACCGUCAAGGAGAUCAAACAGGCUGGCGGCACUGCCUUUGGCUAUGUUUGCAACGUUGUCAAGCGUGAAGAUGUUAUGGAACUGGCAGCCAAAGUGCGCAAAGAUCAUGGCUUCAUCAACAUUCUGGUUAACAAUGCCGGUAUUAUGCCGUGCCACACGCUACUCGAGCACACUGAACAGGAGACGCGUCUCAUGUACGACAUCAAUGUGCUUGGUAAUUUGUGGAUGCUCCAGGCCUUCCUGCCCGAGAUGAUUGAGCGCAACGAGGGCAGCAUUGUUGCUCUCUCCUCCUGCGCAGGACUCUUUGGCCUGCCCAAUCUCGUCCCGUACUGCGGCACCAAGUUCGCCGUUCGCGGCUACAUGUCUUCCCUGGCCGAGGAGCUCCGCCUGAAGAAUCCUCAGACCAAUAUCAAGCUGACCACUAUUUAUCCAUAUAUGAUCGAUACGGGUCUGUGCAAGAAUCCACGUUUCCGUUUCCCAAGUCUGCUUAAGCUGGUGGCAUCAAAAGAUGCGGCUGCCUCCAUUAUAUUGGCACAGCGUCAGGGUCUGGAGGAGGCGUCCGUACCACGUCACUUUCUGUACGUGGAAAAAGCUGGUCGCAUUAUACCCAAGAAGGCGAUGCGAUUGGUUAAUGAUUUUCUCGACACUUACGUCGAUACCGACAAGAAGUAAAGUUAUCACAAAUUCAAACACAACUGGAACAUCCAAUGACUAAUUUUAAGUCUCAACAGCUUUAUCAGUUCAUAUUUUCCUUAUUUUUCUUUUUAAUUUUUAAUUUUUUUUUCUACUGUCUGGAUUCUUAGAAUAUAUAUUUUUUUAUAUUAAUGUAAUUAUUUGUACAUGAAGUGAAUUUAUCAAGCUUAAAGAUUGUUACUUAAUAAACAGAUAAUUAUGCGAUAGUGUAACCAAAUAAA